UGUUGCAAAAUAAAUUGCAGCACUCCUGGAAGUGUUGAUGGUCAUCCUAUCGUUAGCAGCAGGCUUCUGACAAAAAAUUUGGUCAUUUCACCUCUGUAUAGAUGCUCAUAAAAUUUAGUUGUUUACCACUUGCUAAUUCUAUAUUUUAGAUAGCUUGCCUUUUUGAUUUGCUGUUAAUAAUCCUGGUUUUGUUUGAUAGCCUAAAGCUUUUUGAAUUUCUGUAAUUCAUAAGGUCAUUUUCUGAUGGCUCGAUCUGCAUUAGAUGAAAUGUCUGACUCGGGGGCUUUUUUGAGGACUGUUUCAACAUUCCGCAACUUUAUUUCACGAGACCCGAAUUGUCAAUAUCCAGCAGAAUCCGGAAGGUAUCAUCUUUAUAUAUCAUAUGCCUGUCCCUGGGCUUCCAGGUGCCUUGCAUACUUGAAGAUUAAAGGACUUGAGAAAGCCAUUAGUUUCACGUCUGCGAAACCCAUAUGGGAAAGAACCAAGGACAGUGAUGAACAUAUGGGAUGGGUUUUUCCUGCUUCAGAGACAGAGGAACCAGGAGCUGAGCCUGACCCUUUGAAUGGGGCAAAAAGUAUAAGGGAACUUUAUGAGCUUGCAAGUACAAACUAUGCUGGAAAAUAUACAGUUCCUGUGCUAUGGGAUAAGAAGCUCAAGACAAUUGUUAAUAAUGAGAGUUCUGAGAUUAUUCGAAUGUUCAAUACUGAAUUUAAUGAUAUAGCUGAGAAUUCAGCUUUGGACCUAUAUCCUUCGCACUUGCAAACUCAGAUUGAUGAAACCAAUGAAUGGAUAUACAAUGGUAUAAAUAAUGGUGUUUAUAAAUGUGGGUUUGCAAGGAAGCAAGGGCCUUAUGAGGAGGCUGUUAAACUAUUGUAUGAAGCACUUGAUAAAUGUGACAGAAUACUUGGAAAGCAACGCUAUAUAUGUGGAAACACUCUGUCCGAAGCAGAUAUUCGGUUGUUUGUUUCCCUCAUAAGAUUUGAUGAGGUUUACGCAGUUCACUUCAAGUGCAACAAAAAGCUGCUAAGAGAGUACCCAAACCUGUUCAACUAUGCCAAAGACAUUUACCAAAUUCCUGGUAUGAGUAGCACUGUAAACAUGGAACAUAUUAAGCGUCAUUAUUAUGGAAGCCAUCCUUCUAUAAAUCCAUUUGGAACCAUUCCUCUUGGUCCAAAUAUCGACUUUUCUUCACCUCAUGACAGAGAGAGGUUUUACUAGAUUAUGUGUGUCUGUGCACAUUCAUCUGAAGUAUGAAUGCUGGUUUCUUGGAAGACAGUGGAUUGUGUAUUGAUAUUAAGUCAUCGCAGAUACUGUGCUCUUAGCAUUGCCUGUAUGAGAUGCGUUGUUUCUCCUGACAUCAACUUUGAUAGGGUUUUUUUUUUUUUAAUUUUUUAUUUUUUUUUAUUUUUUAAAAUUUAUUGGAGUUUUUUUUUUUGAAAAAAAAUAUUUCCUCU
This is a messenger RNA of Hevea brasiliensis (rubber tree), 1454 nucleotides long. RefSeq lists its product as uncharacterized. Gene Ontology annotation, molecular function: glutathione transferase activity. Bases 244 to 1218 code for a protein of 324 amino acids. Lineage: Eukaryota; Viridiplantae; Streptophyta; Magnoliopsida; Malpighiales; Euphorbiaceae. Gene Ontology annotation, cellular component: cytoplasm. The record is from RefSeq and is a predicted model, not a curated record. The transcript is spliced from 5 exons.